CGGAAGUGACGCGCAUGCGGAGCCGCGGCGGGGCCGCGCCGCCAUGUCGCGGAGCCCUGAGCGGCGGCCGCAGUUGUGAGUACGGGCGGGCCCGGGGGUCUGCCUCGCAGGGACGCCCCGCCAGGUGGAGGAACAAGCCUCUUUGGAGGUUUCUUCUUGGUGACAUUUUGCGGCCCUAGUUAGUUGGGGGUGCAGCAUUACAGGCUGUAUGUACCGAGUCAUUCCGACAACGGGACCAGAUGGAAAAAACCUUCUGAAAUUGCUUCCCAUUUCUAAAACUUCUGAAAGCUUUGUGCCAAUAGUUCAGUCUCCAGCCAUGCCAAAUAAUUCUAAUGCAAAUGUUUCUAGCCCAGUCCAUCUUACUUUUAAGACACAGAUUGGCAAUACUGCUGCACCUUCAUCUGUUAAGAUACCUAUUUUUCAGCCUCCUAAUCCUGGAAAGAUUAUUCUUACGACAACAUUAGACAAGCAGGAAAGUGCUAGGGCAGGUUCUGAAAAGGAAAGCUUGAUUCCAAGUGCAGCUGCCAAUGUCCAGAGCAGCUGUAUGCCCAUGGAUGGAGUGUCCUUACAGAACGUGGCCAUCAAGAGCUCUUCUCACCAGAGCAGCACAACCUACAUGGUGGUGAACACCAAAUCCCACCCAGUGACUGUCAAGUCUCCGGUGCUGCCUUCCGGACACCACCUCCAGAUUCCAGCUGAUGCAGAAGUGAAAUUUGUCCCAGCGUCUCUUUUGCCACCUGCAGUACAGCAAAAAAUCCUGGCAGCUGCAGCCACCAAUGUGUCUGGAGGGGCUGACAGUACAAAAACGCCGACGGUGAUUUACGUGUCACCCGUAAACACAGUGAAAACCUCCCAAGUCGUGCCCAAGCGCUUGCAGAGCUUUGGCCCCAAACCUGCCACGGAAGUUUCAAAGACACUGAUAGUGACAGCUGCCCAAAAGGGAUCUGGUUCUCCCGAGCCAGUCACAUCCGAGGGGCAGCAGUGCCAGCAAACUCCCAUGAAAUGGAUUGUGCAAGAAACUGCUCCACUCUCAGCAGCUUGUCUUAUCCCUGUAAAGUCUUCAAAUAAUGUGGCUUCCAAGAUCCUGAAAACUUUGUCAGACACGAAGAAUGUAGAAGUUAACCCUGCAAAUAUUUUGCCACUCUGUUCUAAUGGUCCUGGUGGAAGCCAAACCAAAAUCACACCUUUAAAAGAUAAUGCUCUGGUCAUGUACAAUGGGAAAAUCUAUUUAUUGACCAAAAGAGGCUCUGAUAUUCUGUCAGCCCAGGCUGACAAACAGGCAUCUUCCUCUUCUGAUGCUUUACUUAAAAAGGAGACACCCAAGCAAAUGGAUUCUACUGGAGUCAAUAAAAUAACCAGUAAAGUGGUGAAUCUGGUGUUGUCAAAAAGCAAAGGAGUGGUGCUGUCUCAGAAAGACCCAAAACCAUGUACAGUUGCCAAAAAUUCAUCACCAACUAGCUUAAGAAAUGACUUAAAAUCCACACCUGCAGCUCUGCUAACACCAAGUGCUAAUCAGCAGGAUCCCACUGUAAGCCAGAGACAGAGUUUGCCCUCCAUCAGGCGCGUUUCUUGCAGUGAAGUGAUCCCAGUUCCAGCAGUAGGGAUGCAGGAAAGCGUGUGGCAAAAUGGCAAAGACAUGAGUAAUUCCCCAAGAGCAGCAGGGGCUGUGUUACCUCAGGCUAAGCAGGAAUGUGCUGUCAGUGAAGACUGGCCAAAGAUCCAAUGUGUAAAGAUGGAUUCACCAGGAAAGGUUAUUCAAAUGAAACACCAAGAGCACCCACACUGGAAACAAUAUUUGGAAUUAAGGAAAAAAUUUGGCCUCUUUAAGGAGGAGAGAGUUUACCUUGCAAGAGUACCAUUAAGGGCCUUCUGUGAGAAUACAGAAGAAAGGGUUUGUUCCAAUGGCAGCUUGGAAAGGAAAAAUGAGUCUUGCAGUUCAUCCUCAUUGGGUGUGGAAGUAAUGAGUCAUCAUCAGGAAUGUGUUAAAGAAAAGACAAUUGUGGAUCUAGAAGAGGAUUUGAUUAGGAAAAGGAAAAUAAAAUCCUCACCUUUGUCGGACAGUGGCAAGAGGAGGAGAGCUUCGAUCAAAUCAUCCACAAGUCCCAGUUUAGAAAUCACCAGCUCAAGUUCCAGUGCACUUAAAAGGAGUGUUUCACCUGCACCAGCCUCACCACAGCCAAGUGUUCCCACUGGCUUCGUUGGAGUGUCCCAAGAGAGGGACUUGGAGCAGGACACAUUCCCCCAGUACAGUGACAUUACCCACCCAGGGAUUUCAGUUUUAGUUUCUGAAGAGGAUACUUCCAUUCUGGAAGGUUCUUUCCGAGAUGAUGCUUUCCCUGUGGCUCCCCCAGACCUGGAUGAAACGAUACGGGAUGAAAAAAUCAAGCGACUGAAGCAGGCCCUGCGGCAGCAGAACGCAGCACUGGAGGAAUUGCGCCGGCAACGGGAAAUGCAGCAGAGCUGAGACCUGUGCCCUGGGGACCCCAACCUCGUGCAUCACCUCUUCAGUGAUUUCAAGAGGAAAUCCUUUGCUUAAAUGAAUAUUUCUGGUAGAUGGAAGAACUAGAUGAAGUUUAAGUAUGUGUGUAUUUACAGAACCAUAGGUUUUUCUUAAAUGCCAGAAGUAAGAGACUUGACUAUCAAAUUCUACUUGUAGGACAUGAUCCAAGAGCACAGACAAAGGGCAUUUUUACCAGCAUAUUCCCCAUAUUUUUAAUUGAGGGGGUUCUGUAUUAGUCUCAGCAAAUAAACUUUCCCCUUUCGAAUUCCAUGGCCUGGCUCUUAGAACCCCAAUGCAAAUUGCAAACCCUAGUUGUAGAUACUGUUUUGUUUUGUUUUUCUCAUGUGCAUGAGAACUUUGAUGUAUUCCUGAGAACUGUUAAUUUUCAGAAGAGGUCAACAGUCAGUGGUUAAUAAAUGCUAUUUAAAUAAUCUGGGAAUUAGACUUUAGACAGUAACAGUGCAGAUAUUUAUAUAAAACCUCUUGCAGAUGUGAAGACAUAGGCAGGAGGAGCCCUGUGACAGUUGCUUGGAUUCAUGGCUCUCUCUGUCAUUAUUGUGAGCCUUUAUAAGGCCAUGGCCAGAUGUGCAAUGUGGAAAUUUGGUUGUGGGGUUGCUUUGGAAGAGUGGGAUGUAUUUUUUUUAAAACAGAGUUCUGUUAAUAAUAAUUUCUUGAAGCUAAAA
Pyrgilauda ruficollis (rufous-necked snowfinch) is the source of this 3183-nucleotide messenger RNA. RefSeq names its product ligand dependent nuclear receptor interacting factor 1 (gene LRIF1). The coding region runs from base 209 to 2464 and encodes 751 amino acids. Gene Ontology annotation, molecular function: nuclear retinoic acid receptor binding. The transcript has 5 exons. Gene Ontology annotation, biological process: regulation of DNA-templated transcription. Lineage: Eukaryota; Metazoa; Chordata; Aves; Passeriformes; Passeridae. The record is from RefSeq and is a predicted model, not a curated record.